Messenger RNA from Exophiala mesophila, 1406 nucleotides. RefSeq lists its product as uncharacterized. The record is from RefSeq and is a predicted model, not a curated record. NCBI's taxonomy places the organism in Eukaryota, Fungi, Ascomycota, Eurotiomycetes, Chaetothyriales, Herpotrichiellaceae. The transcript has a single exon. The coding region runs from base 248 to 1234 and encodes 328 amino acids.
AUUUGUCGACUGCUACCAUUUACAUUUUGUCCCCAACAGCGGGUCGCUCAAUCGCUUGUCCAACACCAUUAGGAGACACGAGAAGCAUGGCCGUUGUUUAGGUUGCUCCGGCUAUUUUCUCUGCGCUGUUGGAGUAAAUCUCACUUGACAAGCUCCCUUAAGUCGCCGCGUCUUGACGGCAUACCUAGAGCUUCACCAAUCUGCUUACCACUUUCGACUCGCACAAGACAUCUGCCAUCUCUCUGCCAUGUCUUCAAAACGUCCGGCUCACGAUUUCACCCGCUUCACCUCUUCUCAACCCCAUGCUACCACUCGUGUCCCCAGCCCGUCCUCCUCGAAAGCGUCCUCUCGAUUCACAACCUCGGAAUUGACCAAGGAUCCACGCCCUGUGCCCAGCUUGUCAAGCGAGGGUGCACCCACAAAUGAAACUCCCUUAGAGAAAGUCGCACGGCUACGAGCCGCCUCCCGUCUGGCCAAAUCCCAAGCGUCUUCGUCCUGGCAGGAUCGCUUUCUCGUCAGUGGUCGCCGAUGGGCAGACAACAUGCACCGGUUCGCCACCUAUGGGUUGAUCGCAUUCACGGGGGUGUCUACCGUUGUUGCCAUUUAUGGCGUGUCGAGUCUGGUCGCGCACAACCGACGGCAAAAGAGAGCCUGGAUCGAGCGCGAGAUGGAACGGCUACAAAAUGCACAGCAAGCCUUUCUCAGGGGGGAGGCCACUGCAGAGCAGUUACAUUUGUUGCAGCAGGAGAGAGCGGGCGAAGAGAUGGCUCUGCAGCACAAGAGAGAAAGAGAGAGAAAGUCUAGCGAGAGUUAUUGGUCCAAGGUCAAGGCUCUGGUUGGAAGCCAGACCUCUCAAGGCGAGAUGGGAUCUGAGACGGAAGAAGAGAAGACAUUGCGGGAGAAGAGAUCAGUACUACAAGCGGCCAUUGACAAGGCCGGGGGUAUCAGUGGUGGGUAUGUCGAGGGCGAGGUCGGAGUGACCGAGACUGUCGCCGUGACAGCCAGCCCCUCUGGGAUCAAAGGCGUGGGUCUUGACUCAAAGGGUCGUCCUGUGCCUGAGGGCAGGGUCGAGUAUGUGACAAGGAAGAAGGAGCCUGAGCAGACAAGCUCCAAAGCAUCCGUCGAGCCGGUCGUCCAACUCGGCCCCCUCGAUACGUGGGCGGGAAAUGCUGCUAACGCGGCGUCAAGCGGAGGGAAAAGUUGGUGGGGUUGGCUCACAGGCGGCAAGUCAUGAAGCGGUCGAGGUGCGGCUUGCUGCUGCUGCUGCUGCUGCUGCGGCUGCUGCGGCUGCUGCUGUUGUUGUGAAUAGGAUCUCCCCAGGCAAUUCCAUUGCGACUUUGUAAAAUCAUCACCAGUGUACAAAGCUAAAGCAUAGAGCCAAAAUUUCUUACGAUGUAAAUACUGCA